Molecule: messenger RNA, 3081 nt
Organism: Medicago truncatula (barrel medic)
Lineage: Eukaryota; Viridiplantae; Streptophyta; Magnoliopsida; Fabales; Fabaceae
Product: protein EIN4
Exons: 2
Coding region: 426-2714 (762 amino acids)
Biological process (GO): phosphorelay signal transduction system; response to ethylene
Cellular component (GO): endoplasmic reticulum membrane; endoplasmic reticulum
Molecular function (GO): protein binding; phosphorelay sensor kinase activity; ethylene receptor activity
Source: RefSeq, a predicted model, not a curated record
AAAAAACACGUUAACGAUGAUAGGUUCUUCCUUCGUAGUCAUACGCAGUUGAAGUAGAAAGAACAUGAACAUAGUACUUUGACAAGGUCGAGGUCCAAGGAGGAUGCACAGUACGAGGUGAAUCUGCAACUCCGUGGGACCUACUUUCCUUCUUAAUCUUUUUCCCUUUUCCUAUUGUCUUAUUCGGUCCUUCCCCUCUUUCUCUCUCUAUAUGUUAACUGCAUCAUCAAUUGUUAGAGAGAGAGAGUUGUAUUGAAAAAGUUGAAAACUUUAGCUCAAACCCAUAAAUAAUUCAAGAUUCUAAGAACUGGGUCUGUCUUUGUUUGCGAUCUGCUUCAUUGAUUUGGGUCAUUUUCUAAUCAGGUUCUGUUUUUCUUUGAUGCUUUGAAACAAGAAGAAGAAAAAUAAUCAUUGACUUUAGUGUAAUGAAAACUCUUAUUCUGUUGUUACUGCUUUUUAAUCUUACUCUUUAUGCUUCUGCUACUGAUUCUGAUGAAUAUGAUCAUUGUAACUGUGAUGAUGAAGAAGCACUUUUCAGCAUACAUACAAUCCUUGUUGGUCAAAAAGUCAGUGAUUUUUUCAUUGCAAUUGCAUAUUUUUCAAUACCAAUUGAGCUUCUUUACUUUGUUAGUCGUUCAAAUGUUCCUUUCAAAUUGUUGUUUCUUCAAUUCAUAGCCUUCAUAGUUCUAUGUGGUAUGACUCAUUUACUCAAUGCUUAUUCUUAUCAUAGUCAUCCUUCUUUUCAACUCUUGCUUUCCCUUACCGUUGCUAAAUUCCUCACUGCUCUUGUGUCGUGUGCAACGGCAUUGACCCUUCCGCCGUUGAUCCCUCUCCUUCUUAGAAUUAAGGUGAGGGAGAUUUUCUUGAGGCAGAAUGUGAUGGAAUUGGGGCAAGAAGUUGGGAUUAUGAAGAAACAAAAGGAAGCUAGUUGGCAUGUUAGGAUGCUUACUAGGGAAAUUAGGAAGUCUCUUGAUAAACAUACAAUUUUGUAUACUACUCUUGUUGAGCUUUCUAAGGCUUUGGAUUUGCAUAAUUGUGCUGUUUGGAUGCCGAAUGAUGAUAGGAGAGAGAUGUAUUUGACUCAUGAAUUGAAAUCGGAUUCUGUUAAGAGUUUUCAUCAUAAUUCUAUUCCUGUGAUUGACCCUGAUGUGUUGGAGAUAAGGAAAACUAAAGGGGUUAGGAUUUUGAGGCCCGAAUCUAAACUAGGAGCUGCUAGUAGUGGUGGUGGUAGUACUGAGGAGUUGGGCGCUGUCGCGGCUAUUCGUAUGCCGAUGCUUCAUGUUUCGAAUUUCAAAGGAGGGACGCCGGAGUUGGUUGAUACAUGUUAUGCUAUACUGGUUUUGGUUCUUCCAGGUUCGAACUCUAGGGUUUGGACCGCUCCAGAGAUGGAGAUAGUUGAGGUGGUGGCUGAUCAGGUGGCCGUAGCCCUUUCUCAUGCAUCGGUUCUCGAAGAGUCUCAUUUAAUGAGAGAGAAACUCGAAGAGCAAAACCGAGCAUUGCAACAGUCUCAAAAGAACGCGAUGAUGGCCAGCCAGGCUAGGAAGUCAUUCCAAACAGUGAUGAGCCAUGGACUGAGGAGGCCAAUGCAUUCAGUUGUGGGGAUGCUUUCAUUGUUUCAAGAGGGUAAUAUGAGGCCUGAACAAAAGAUUAUUGGUGACACAAUGUUGAAAGUCGGCAACGUGCUCUCGAGUUUAGUAAACGAUGUAAUGGAUAUUUCUGAAAAUAAAAAGGGUGGCCUUCAGUUAGAGAUGAAACCUUUCCUUCUACAUUCCAUGUUGAGGGAAGCCGCUUGCAUUGCUAAGUGCUUGUGUGUGUAUCAAGGGUUUGGUUUUCAGAUUGAUGUUGAAAAGUCUUUGCCUGAAAAAGUUUUAGGCGACGAAGCAAGGACUUUUCAAGUAAUUAUGCAUAUUGUUGGCUACUUGUUGAACACGCGUGACCGAGGGAAUCUUGUUUUUCGGGUUUUUGUUACAAGUGAGAGUGGUGAUAAGGACGACAAAAAAUUUGGUGUUUGGAGAUCGAGCAGCCCAGUUGAGUAUGUAGACAUAAAAUUUGAUUUUCAGAUUACUGGUAGUUCUCAGUCAGAUGAACCGAUUUCAACAAAACAACAGAUUGGUAGGAGGCUGAAUCACAACAGUGAAUCUAAGGAGGGCUUGAGCUUCAAUAUGUGCAGGAGGUUGGUACAGAUAAUGCAAGGUAAUAUAUGGAUAUUACCAAACUCUCAGGGUUUGGUGCAAGGCGUGUCACUUCUUCUAAAGUUUCAGAUAGGACCCUCGCUUGAAAGAUACAUGUUUGCACCUAAAGAUUAUUCAAAUUCACAGUUUGGAGGCCUCAAGAUUUUGUUAGCAGAUGAUGAUGGUUUAAACAGGAUCGUGACAAAGAAGCUACUCGAGAGGCUGGGGUGUCUAGUAACAGCAGUUUCAUCAGGGUUUGAGUGCCUGGGUGCUAUAAGUGGUUCUGGUAGCAACUCAUUCAAAAUUAUCAUGUUAGACAUUCACAUGCCUGAAAUGGACGGUUUUGAAGUGGCGGCAAGGAUCAGGAAGUUCAAUGGCCCUAAUUGGCCUUUGAUCAUAGCUCUUAUAGCUAAUGCAGAAGAGCAAGUUAAAGAUAGAUGCAUGCUGGCGGGAAUGAAUGGUGUGAUCCGGAAACCAAUACUCCUUCAUCAGAUAGCGGAUGAACUUAGAUCGGUCCUACUUCGUGCAGGUGAAAAACUGUGACUACAAUUUCUAAGUCUCAAAUGUAUUGAAUUCCUCAAAAUAGCUUAUAGAGAACUUGGAAUUUUUAACAAUACCAAUUGUUUAAAAAUAGUCGGUUUAUUUUGUAGUUGUAGCUGCGAUUGAGUCUUUUGUCACAACUUAGUGUGGCCUUGGAUAGUGCAGGUUUUGAAUUGUGAUUGUGCUGUGGCCAUGAUUGUGGUUGCAUUAUGGUUGUGAUACUGAUACGGUUUAAUUUUGUUCGGUGUCCGUAGUUCCAAUCCAAUGUGAUUGCAACCAUAACCAUUAUUAUCCCAGUCACAGUCAAAAUGUUACAGUUUCUGUGACGCGGUUCAUAAUAGAAUUGUAAAACGGUGCUUUUUUAAGGAAA